Molecule: messenger RNA, 3528 nt
Organism: Colletotrichum godetiae
Lineage: Eukaryota; Fungi; Ascomycota; Sordariomycetes; Glomerellales; Glomerellaceae
Exons: 2
Coding region: 1-3528 (1175 amino acids)
Source: RefSeq, a predicted model, not a curated record
AUGGCUACGGCCACAGCACCAGCACCCGCACUCGCACCCGCAGCAGCAGCAGCAACAGCAGCAGCAGCAACAGCAAAUGGUGGUUUCGAAGCUGCGGGCCAUGCCCCGACUCUGAAUCCCACACUCUCUUCUUCUGCUACGGUAUCCGCAUCCGCGUCCGCGUCCGCGUCUCCUUCAUCCUCAUUCUCUUCGCAAAGUGCUGUUGCAUUCCAUACUCCCUCACUUUCUGCGACAUCGUCAGCAAAUUCACCCUCUUCACCUUAUCACGCACAUCGGCUGAGCCACAACUCGUCCAAGCUUCCCGCUUUUCGAUUCGCCGACUUACACAAGCAAUACCAAUCCCCACGCCUAGUGCUCCCCUCACUACUGCAGCACAUCCCGCCGUCGCCUGUCUCGCCUAAAUCGACUCCAACAUCCAACGAAAUUCACUCGGCACCUCCAGCUAACAUUGCUGGUACUGACACUGCCGCCGCCGACAUAUUCACCGACCUGAACGCCGUCACUGACAUUGGCAUUGGCAUAACCACAGAGACUGACACCGCCUCUCCCACCACCCUGCCAACAACGUCAGACCUGCAGCUGCACCAGCAGCCACAACAACACAACGCCGACCCGGAAAACAACAUCCCACCCCAAAACACCCGCUCGACUUCACUUCGACUACACGAUCGGCGCCCUUCCCAUCGUCAAUUGUCGCAACUCUCCCCUCGCAUUUCGAGUCCCAUUCACGAACUGCCCGAGUCGCCUCCAAAACUCAGCCCUCGAUCCCGCGCAUCAACGUAUCAGAUUGCUACCCAGUCGACCCCUGCAACUUCAGCCACCUCACCCAGACGGCCCGCGUCUUAUCCCGACCGCCCCGUCAUUGUGCAGACCAUCUCAUCCCACGGCAACGUCGCAGACCUCAAGACACCUGCCCCUCUCUCCCGACUACAAACUCGACGAGCGGCUGCAUACCGAUCCCGCGAGUCGAAUGCGACCGAUACCGAGUCACCACCCGCAGAGACCGAUCACUUGCAAACCCCCGACACACCCGACGAAGUCGCUCAAUUCCCAGGCGACAAAACAACAAAGGACUGGGCCAAGGGACAGCGCGAGCUGAUACUGCCAAAGACAUUGGAGAACUCAAGCCCGACAGAUGAAAAACGAAAGUCGAUAGCUUCGCGACCCCCCGUAUCCUUCAAAGCCACUACCGCUAGCACCCAGACCACCUCGGUGCGCGUGGCUCCCAUCCGUUCCUUUCGCUCAUCCGGGUCUCGUCGAAGUCUGGGACUCGACAGUAGCACCUCGACCAUGCGGUCUUUUGACUUUGGCGACGACUACGCCGACUCCAAUCAGCGCGACCGCACUCUGCGCGCCCUUGAAGGCAGACGCGACGACGACUAUUCGCAAAUGACACCGCCGUUGUCGGCCGACGCCGACGACACAACGGGUGACGUCUUUAUGAAAAUCGCCAGACAGGAGCCAACGCGCCGUAGUUCUAAAGAGGUUGCGCCAGCGGAGCAGCCAAGUGCCAUAAGUUUCGCCAUGGAUGAUCGUGAGCUUACUGACGAUGAACAACAGGCCCGUGUCGCAAGAUCUUCGCAUCGCCGACCCCUCUCCGCAGCUGUUCCAUUGUCUUAUCAUCAUCCCGUCUCCCCACCCCAAAUCAGUCGUCGUCUGUCCGACCAGCAAGAGACCUCUAAGAAGAGAAUACGCCAAUCGUCGGAGGACGACAGCGCCGCUGACCCAAUGGCUCGCGCUUUGGCGUACCGAUCGCCUUUGACUCGAGACCGCCCGUCGUCCGCGCAUCCCGGCGAAGACCUUGGUCGCGCAAAGACUUUCCAUCAAUCUUCCUCUCGCUCGACCGUCAACACACCCCGGUCCUUCACCUUUCAAGAUCCGAUGGGAGAGAACUCUCCAUAUGCACGGAGAAGACCAUCUUUGACAGACAGCAAUACCGGCUACUCGGCGCGGGGCUCGGCGUACAGACAAUCGAAUUUAUCGUAUGGCCAGACGCGCACGUACAACUCUUCGCCCUUGGUUCCCAAAUCGAUUGAAGCCCCGCGCACCGAGUCGCAUCAAGACGCAGCAACGACCGUUGAAGGAACCGAAUCGACGGCAACAGCAUCCACAAAUGCACCGUCGACAGUGUGGGACGAAUUGGAUGAUCUCAAGUCCCGCAUCCAUCGCCUGGAAUUGACCGGCAAACUGCCCAAGACCUCGGGCGCUGCCAUGUCUCGAGCCUCAGACGACCGCCCACCGACCGCAACUAACACGACAAUGUCCACCUCGCCGAAACGAGCUUCCGAAAGCCAGCAUCCCCACGCCGACGCUAUCAGCACGACGUCUUCACAACGCGAGGUCCAGCAGCCCAUCCUCCUUUCUGCUGUCAGCAAGUCCAAGCCAUUCCUUAGUGAAGAGGUGGCAAAGGCACUCGAAGUGGCAGCAACAGACGCUCUAGCACUGGCCAACAUGAUGGGGACGGCAGGCCAACCUGGGCCCAUCUCAAGCGGCGCCAGCACCAUUGGCGUCGGCACCAGUCUGACAGACCGUCAAUUGCGACGCAAGGCUGACAGCAUCUGCCGAAGUCUCACGGAGUUGGUUUUGGCCUUGAGCGAGGAAGCGGUUGGCAACAAGACUCUCCAAAUCAACGUUCCUACACCCAAGGAAACGACGACACCAGUCACACCGACCAUUAACAAGACCUUCACCGGCGGGUCAUCUGGUCAGCGACGCCCUAGCAUAACGUCCGAGCAGCAGACUCUCCCGAAGCCCAAUACCAAUACGGUCACCAGCCCCAGGGCCCUUUCAAAAUACGAAGAGAGGCGAAACACCAUGCUUAACCCGGCUUCGCUUCCCAGUCCCAGGUUUGCCCUUCCACCUGGCACCAUUCCCAGCACUCCUGGAGACGGUAGCAAAAUGGCGAACCGAAAGUCAUCCUUGUUCAUUGGUCGGUCGCGACGGGCUGUUACUGAAGAGCCUGAGGAUGGUCGUAGGUCGUCCAUGCUUCUGAGGACCCGACGAGCAGGCACAGAGGAGCCGGAGGACUCACGCGAAGCAGUAGGUCGUGAGACUGGACGUCAAACCUCACUGCUUCGCUCGCGCAGGGGAACUGUCGGUGGCGAAGACGAAGAUGAAUCUAGGUUCCGCGCCCCGUCCCGCGCUGCUACAGAGCUCACCACCCCGGCCCGCGCGGUCUCUCACACCUACUACUCAAACACAAACUCUAACGAACUAUCAUCACCAGCUUCUUCUGCCCUGCCUCGCAGACGGUUCGGAGCUUCAUCCAUCACCUCUCGGCUGGUUGCGCCUUCCACGCCAUCGCUGGCGACACGCCGCUAUCUGGAAAGAACUCCAGAACGCGAACAACCUUCCUCGGCCGAGAAAGCCACAGAAGAACGGCCGCAACAAGUAGUUGCGCAGCCGCGGCACUUUUCUCUCAGUCAUACUUCGUUGCUGAACCGGGCUAGCAGCAUUAGCCGCAGGCCGAAUCGCGACAGCACGAUAACGAAUUCAUCAACGGCUGCUCAGUCGGGCAGUUACCGAUAA